AAAGAAAGAGGAGGAGCUGCCCUUCUUGUGCUUCAGAUAGAAGCAAAAGAUAGCAGAGGAACCGACCGAGCUUAGCGAGGGAAGAAAAUUUAAUUCAUAAUUUCAUCUACAGUAAAUACAAAAUUUCCUCUCUUUUAUCACUUUCUUUCGCUAUUUUCAAUUCUUCCAGUUUCUGCCGCCGUUCUGUCCUUGCCGCAACCAGAGCUCUCUUUCCUUCUGAUGGCCAGAUGGGAUGAGAUCCUGUCUCUUCCCGUGCAGAAUCCUCCAACUCUGGAAUUUUCUGCUACUGAUCUUGUGUGGUCAAAAAUUGAAGGUUGGCGCGAUAAAAUAGAUAGACUUGCCCUUAUUCCUUUUGCUAGGGUGGAUGAUUUUGUAAGGGGUGAAUCUGCAAAUAAGGAAUGUCCAACCAGAUUUCAUGUUGAAGCAAGACGUCGCCGGCCUUCAGAAACGUCUUACAAGCAGAAGGUUGAUGGCAUUCUUGAGUACAUACUGUAUUGGUGUUCAUUUGGCCCUGAUGAUCAUCGGAAAGGCGGCAUAGUACGACCAAGUAGGAGUGUUUAUGUUCCAAAGAAGAAGAAUGCUGGGCGACCAAAUACUAAAAGAGGGUGCACCUGCCACUUUAUUGUGAAGCGAUUAAUUGCCGAACCAUCGGUAGCACUUAUCAUAUAUAAUCAGGACAAGCAUGUGGAUAAGAAAGGGUUACCAUGCCAUGGCCCACAGGACAAGAAGGCUGAAGGAACACGAGCCAUGUUUGCCCCGUACAUCUCAGAGGAUCUUCGGCUUCGUGUUCUCUCUUUACUGUAUGUUGGGGUUUCUGUGGAGACCAUAAUGCAGAGACACAAUGAAUCGGUAGAGAAACAGGGCGGUCCCUGUAAUCGUGAUGACCUUCUAACUCAUAGGUAUGUGCGACGACAGGAGAGGAGCAUCCGCCGUUCUACGUAUGAACUGGACAUGGAUGAUGCAGUAAGCAUUAGCCUCUGGGUUGAAUGCCACCAGAAUAAUGUAUUCUUUUAUGAGGAUUUUUCUGAUUCAGAUCCUUUGACAUUGGGUAUUCAAACAGAGUGGCAGCUGCAACAGAUGAUCCGUUUUGGCAAUUUCAGUCUUCUGGCUUCUGAUUCAAGGUUUGGAACAAACAAAUUGAAGUAUCCUGUUCACAGCCUAGUCGUGUUCAACUCAGACAAGAAGGCCAUUCCAGUAGCUUGGAUAAUGACACCAAGAUUUGCUACUGCAGAUGCCCAUAAAUGGAUGAGGGCACUUUACAAUAGGGUUUGUACAAAAGAUCCUACAUUUAAGUUGGCUGGGUUCAUAGUGGAUGAUCCUUCAACAGACAUCCUUACUAUCAGGGAUGUCUUUCAGUGCCCUGUAUUGAUAUCAUUUUGGCGGGUCCGUCAGGCGUGGCAUAAAAAUUUAUUAAGAAGAUGCUCAGAAAUACAGAUGCGUGCCCAGAUAUGGAAACGGCUUGGAGAGGCAAUAGAUGAUAUUUGCAGAGGCCCUGGAUCUGUGGAUUUAUUUGAGGUUUUCAUGGAAGAUUUUGUUGAUUGCUCUGAUUUCAUGGAUUAUUUCAAAGCAGUCUGGUAUCCUAGAUUAGGGCUUUGGACACAUGCAUUGAAAAAUUUUCCACUAGCCAGCCAGGAGACUUCUGCAGCUAUCGAACUUUACCACAAUCAAUUGAAGGUGAGGUUACUGAAUGAGAAGGAUCCCAGUGUUUAUCAGCGUGCUGAUUGGUUAGUUGAUAAGUUGGGUACCAAGGUGCAUUCAUACUUCUGGCUUGAUGAGUACUCAGAGAAGGAUGAAUUUGCAAGAUACUGGAAAGAUGAGUGGGACAGUGGUUUAACAGCUUGGCGGAAAGCAUUGAAGAUUCCAGAUCUUGAUGUUGUCAUGGAAGGUAGAUGUGCAAGAGUUGCUGACCAGCUUGAUCGAGAUAGGUUUCAUGUUGUUUGGAACCCUAGAUCGAAUUUUGCUCUUUGUGAUUGCAGUUGGGCAGAAAUGGGUAACCUGUGUGAGCAUGUCUUCAAAGUUAUAAGAAUGUCCAGCAACAAAGGGUAUAGGAAGCCGUCUAUUAGCCUAUCUCAGUACAACCAGGCCUUGAUUGACAUGCUGCAUUGCCCACCCCACGAUUCUCUUAUUCGCGAUCAUGCCGUUUCUCUUGCGGUUACUGUACAGAAGCAAUUAGACGCAAUGGCUGUUUUGGAUAGCAGCAAUAGUACUGCAUAUCCAAUUCAGAAACAAGCUGUGGAAAUUCUUGAGCAGCAGACAGGUGACGCAGAUGGAAGGCAUUUGAUGGACAAGGAUGUAUCAUUCCAUAACACAGAUGAUUGUGGGGACAGACAUGAAGUAUCUGGCGGAGGUGUUGCAGGUGAUUCUGCUGAGCCUAUUGGAGAAAAAACCACUUGUGCCGAGAUGGACGUUGACCAAUCAUCUAACUGUAUUCCUGUCGAUGAGGUUGUAAUUAAUGAUGUCUUCAUGGAGAACAGAGAUGAUAGUAUUAAGGGUCCUACUUUGAAAGAUGAUGCUUUGACUGAUCAAAUUGAGCUUGAAAAUGAUAGUGUAGCAGAUACCGAACUUCCAUCUGUGGAUAUUCCUACAUCACUGGUGGAUUUUAUGGGGAAAUGUGCCACUAAUUGUGAUGAUGUUGGCGACAAUGGUUCUGAGCCACUUGUAAUUACCAACACAGCAGAUGCAGAUAAUACAUCUGACAAGGCCUCCGUAUUUUUAGCCAACUCUGUCGAGCCACAAGUGAUAGGCAUGGUUGCAACAUCAGGAGCCGUAGAAAAUACAGUGACAGAACCAGAAAGUGACAAUGGAAGCAAUGCUGACAACCAUUAUCCUACUGAUAAUGUUUCCUCAUUAAACAGGUUGGAUGAUAAGGAGACACAUAAUCCUGAUCUAAGUUCAGUUGGAAGAAUGAUAAUGUCAGAAUCACAGUUAAAUUGCUUGUCAACAUCAAGUAACAGUGGCAAACCGCAUCAUAUGGAGCUUACAUCUCAAGAAACCAAUUCUCAUGAGAAACCAUCUUUACGCGAUAAAUUGUCUUUGAUUAGUCAUACGCAUCAAACAGAUGUCGCAAAUGGAAAAAGUGAUAUAAGCCAGUUAGAUGCUACGAAUGGUAUUGUUCCUGAAGGCACUGCCAGUGCCCCUUAUAGCAAGCAGAGAGUCUGAUAGAGGCCAUGGAGAUGCUGGUAAACUACUGAUAGCUGAAAUUUUGCUGAUAUAGGAUCCCUUUUCAAGUGUACAGUCUGUUUGACAUUAGUUGAUUAUUUACUUGGGUAGAUAAUUUUACGUAUCCCUGGAGAAUUUGGAUUCAUCAUGUCCAUUUUUUAUUAGCAACAAAUAAUUAAUUAUCCAAGGUAAUAAUUGUAGAUGCUGGAAACAUUUUAUGGUAUGGGAUUAAGAAAAUUAUUUUAGCUUCA
Molecule: messenger RNA, 3410 nt
Organism: Jatropha curcas
Lineage: Eukaryota; Viridiplantae; Streptophyta; Magnoliopsida; Malpighiales; Euphorbiaceae
Molecular function (GO): zinc ion binding
Source: RefSeq, a predicted model, not a curated record